UAUUGCGCUGCGCACUGCCGUGCGUUUAACCCAGGCGAGGAGGAGGAGGAGAAAAUUCCCUCAGAUCCGGGCAGGCCCCGCACCCCACAUCCCGUCCUGUUCUGAGAGGAGAAGGGAAGAGAAAUAAACGUGGCAGCGCACAUAAGGCCAACGGAAAGGAUGAAGCUCCAACUGAACUGAAGGAAAGAAAAACAGCCCUGAAUCCUUGGAGGUCCUGCUCAGCUUGCGGCCUCCGCAGAACUUGCGAGCCUGACCUGAAAACCUUCGCCGGGACGUGCACGCAUCCCGCUUUGGACAAGCCAGUUCCACACCCUGGAUCAGAGAAUCACCCCAGCUGCACCAUGAGCCGCGUUCGGGAUGCUGGCUGCGUAGCUGCAGGGAUAGUGAUCGGUGCUGGUGCCUGGUACUGUGUCUACAAAUACACCAGAGGAAGAGACCAGACGAAAAAGAGACAGGCCAAGCCCAAGAACCGGGCUGUGGCUGGGACUGGAGCCAGGGCUAGAGCUGGGCUAAGGGCCGGAUUCACAAUCGACCUUGGGCCGGGAUUCAGUCCCCCAACCCCAGUCCUCGCUGGGGCAGAGGAUAGGACCCAGGAUGAAGCCCCUGCUCUAGACACAGCUGGAGCUGAGGCAGUGGUCCCAGCUGCAUCCAGUGCUGAGAUUCAGAGUGGGACAAGUAGUCAGGCCCAGGAGGCAGAUGGGGCCGGGGUUGGGUCCAAGACCGAAUCAGUAGUCGGGGCUGUAGCGGCUUCUGCAAUGACACCACCUCCUGGAGUGGCAGAGGCUCCCACGGCUGCAGAGUCCCCAUCAAUAGCAGGGACUCCCAAAGUGGCAGAAACCCCCAGCACAGCGGAGGCUCCCGGGGCAGCAACACCUUCCGGGACGCCUCCCGAAGCGGCAGCACACACCGAGGUGGUGGAGGCCCCUGGGGUUGUAGCGCCUACCGAGGCGGCCGAGGCCCCCGGGGUGGCAGCGCCUACUACCGAGGUGGCCGAGGCUCCAGUGCCCGCAACGCCUACUGGGGCGGCGGCGCCCACUGGGGCUGCAGAGGCUCCUGGGACGUCAGGCUCCCCUAGACCAGCGGCAGCUCCUGCAACGGCAGCCGCCAAGAAAGCGACCCCUGGGGCUCACACCGGAGCUAUACCUAAGGCCGGGUCAGCGACUGGAGCUGUACCCAAAGGUGGGGCCAAGGGUGGAACCAAGUCCCGGAAUGGGGGCAAGGGCAAGGGCAAGAAAAGCAAGGUUGAAGUAGACGAACUGGGGAUGGGCUUCCGCCCUGGGGAUGGGGCUGCAGCAGCUGCUGCAGCCUCCGCUAAUGGGGGACAGGCUUUCCUGGCAGAGAUCCCUGAUUCUGAGGAAGGGGAGUCCGGGUGGACUGACACAGAGUCAGAUUCAGACUCUGAGCCUGAGACCCAGCGCAGAGGAAAGGGAAAAAGACCUGUUCCCGUGCAGAAGCGUCCCUUUCCUUAUGAAAUUGAUGAGAUUCUGGGUGUCCGAGAUCUCAGGAAAGUCCUUGCCUUGCUUCAGAAAUCGGAUGAUCCUUUCAUCCAGCAGGUAGCUUUGCUCACCCUGAGCAACAAUGCCAAUUACUCAUGCAACCAGGAGACCAUCCGCAAAUUGGGAGGGCUCCCAAUUAUUGCAAACAUGAUCAACAAAACCGAUCCCCACAUUAAGGAAAAAGCCUUAAUGGCCAUGAAUAACCUGAGUGAAAAUUAUGAAAAUCAGGGCCGGCUUCAGGUAUACAUGAAUAAAGUGAUGGAUGAUAUCAUGGCCUCUAACCUGAACUCAGCAGUACAGGUAGUUGGACUAAAAUUUUUAACAAACAUGACUAUUACCAAUGACUACCAGCACCUGCUUGUCAAUUCCAUUGCAAACUUUUUCCGUUUGUUAUCUCAGGGAGGUGGGAAGAUCAAGGUUGAGAUUUUGAAAAUACUAUCGAAUUUUGCUGAAAAUCCAGAUAUGCUAAAAAAACUUCUCAGUACCCAAGUGCCACCAUCAUUUAGUUCCCUCUAUAAUUCUUAUGUGGAAUCAGAAAUUCUUAUUAAUGCUCUUACUCUGUUUGAGAUCAUCUAUGACAAUCUCAGAGCAGAAGUGUUCAACUACAGAGAAUUCAAUAAGGGUUCCCUUUUUUACUUAUGCACUACGUCUGGAGUGUGUGUUAAGAAAAUUCGAGCCUUAGCAAAUCACCAUGACCUCUUGGUGAAAGUGAAAGUUAUAAAGCUAGUGAACAAAUUCUGAUUGUAUAUGUGCUUUCAAAAGACAAAGAAAUUUCUUGGUUUUGCAGUCUGGAAGCAUUGAAAAUUGAAGGUUACUGCUUUUCCACUUGUUCAUAUAGUAAAGGGAUCCUUUCAGCUGCCAGUUAUGAAUAAUGUAUCAUCCAGAGUGAUGUUAUCUGUGACAGUCACCAGCUUUAAGCUGAACCAUUUUAUGAAUACCAAAUAGUCCUCUUGUACUGAAAACACAUUUGUGACUUUAAUCGUGCUGCUUGGGUGGAAAUAUUUUUACUGGUUCCUCUAUGUGAAUUGAUAGUGAACCUGUCCAUUAUGAAUGGCCUACUCUUCUAUUGUUUUGACUUGAAUUUAUCCACCAAAGACUUCAUUUGUGUAUCAUCAAUAAAGUUGUAUGUUUCAACUGACAAAAA
Molecule: messenger RNA, 2640 nt
Organism: Galeopterus variegatus (Sunda flying lemur)
Lineage: Eukaryota; Metazoa; Chordata; Mammalia; Dermoptera; Cynocephalidae
Gene: ARMCX2
Product: armadillo repeat containing, X-linked 2
Exons: 4
Coding region: 342-2237 (631 amino acids)
Cellular component (GO): mitochondrion
Molecular function (GO): protein binding
Source: RefSeq, a predicted model, not a curated record